CAGCUCUCCUCCGCUUUACUUACCUACUCAAUCUGACGCGAUGCCAGACCCGCCACCAGAACCCGCACCGCACACCUCAGCGCCUUGCGAUGGCCAGGCCGCCGACGAGGCUAUUGUCACAGCACACAGCUUCCUGGUACACCAGGCUGACCUAGAGCGCGAGGCAGCCGAGGUGCUUCCAGGCAAGUUCGAUGAAUGCACAUAUGACAAGGGCUACAUCCGCCAGCCCCUUUUUGCCUGCCUGACAUGCACCCAUCCGCCAUCCAAAUACCAGCGCAGCAAAGCCGAUACGGGUCCCGAAACCGCGCCAGCCGGGAUGUGCUACUCCUGCAGCAUAGAGUGCCAUACAGGACACGAAGUAAUAGAGUUGUUUGCCAAGCGCAGCUUCCAGUGUGACUGUGGCACAGCACGACUAUUGCCGGCAGGAAAGGGGUCGUGCUGCGAGCUGAAGAGUACGCGAACUAUGCUGGCCGAGUUCACAAACACGAAGAACGCGUAUAAUCAUAACUUCUGGGGGUUCUACUGCCGCUGCGAUAAGUUUUACGAUCCGGACGACAGUACGGUAAUGAUCCAGUGCUAUAUAUGCAAUGACUGGUACCAUGACCGAUGCAUUGGCAAGAUGCCUGACGAAGAUGACUAUGAGGACUAUAUCUGCCGCGAGCGCAUCGACACGACAUUGGUCUUUCGCGGCGCCAUUGCUUGGCUGCCGUACACGAGUGCUGAAGAACAAAAGGUCGAUGUAGUUAGCACUGAGGACAAGGCCCAGGAGAAUGCCGAUGAGCGCCCACGCAAGAGAACAAAGACCAGCGCAUGCCGGCUAUUGCCUGACAACAAUGACAUCUGCACUUGUGUCGUGUGUAUCAAGAAGAUCGAGAUGCAGAACCUGGAGUUCCUGCUGGACAGCGACGAGAUCGUUGAGCCAGAGGUGGACGACUCGCGUGGUGAAUCGCUGAUACGAAGGAUGGACCACACGCGGGCGGUCGACGCAGCAUCAGCAUACCACGCCAUGAGCACCAAACUCAAGGAGUACCUGCGGCCGUUUGCCAGCACGGGAAAAGUGGUCACACAGCAGGACAUUGCCAAGUUCUUCGAGCAGCAGAAGCAGAACACCCCCUAGGCUGUCUUGGACUCAGUACAUGCUUUAUUUCAACACCGAUAAGCAUCUGUGCCCGAAGUGAAUAUAUGGAAACUCUAG
Linderina pennispora is the source of this 1195-nucleotide messenger RNA. RefSeq lists its product as uncharacterized. The coding region runs from base 41 to 1117 and encodes 358 amino acids. The record is from RefSeq and is a predicted model, not a curated record. Lineage: Eukaryota; Fungi; Kickxellomycota; Kickxellomycetes; Kickxellales; Kickxellaceae. Gene Ontology annotation, molecular function: ubiquitin protein ligase activity; zinc ion binding. The transcript has 5 exons. Gene Ontology annotation, cellular component: cytoplasm.